This is a messenger RNA of Aspergillus pseudonomiae, 876 nucleotides long. Its product is annotated as PHD finger protein. The record is from RefSeq and is a predicted model, not a curated record. NCBI's taxonomy places the organism in Eukaryota, Fungi, Ascomycota, Eurotiomycetes, Eurotiales, Aspergillaceae. Bases 81 to 839 code for a protein of 252 amino acids. The transcript has a single exon.
AUGCAGAAAACGGCUACAUAUAUGAUGAAUGGACUCGUUAGUGCGGCCUAAAUAAUCCCCUACAUUGGUCGUGGGUUCUAAUGCCGCUAGGUGCUGGAAAACCACAUAACUUAGUCUGUUCUGGUUGCCGUAAUCCAGGCAACCUGAUAUUGUGUGAAACCUGCUGCAGGUCUUACCAUGCACCCUGUCUACCAUCGCAUGAUGUUUCCAUAUUGACUGAGCCGUUUCACUGCCCAUCCUGCAAACACAUGCGAUGGGAUCAGUCACCGCCUCAAUUCGACAGGUCGACAUCUUCGUCGAACGGCUCACGGAGCAGCACUCCCAGUGCAAAUGGCUAUAGCCGAGCUACUAGUCCCCGUGAACAUGCUACUCUGGAGGGGCGCCGGACUUUGCCAGUUCUAGGCUCGUUGGCAGGGCCCACUCAGGACCUAUCUAAACGAUCUUCGCCUGAUGUAGACCGUCAGCAGUCUUCUAAAUCUCACGGAAACGUUGCAACUCCGGAAACCCACGUCUUGUCCCGCGCCAGGAACCUUCUUGUUGAUUAUGGUCAACUGUAUGCCGACAAAGAUAUAAGGCCUGAACUCUUGCUGAAGCUGGCGUCCAUGAUGACAGAGCUCGAAGCCCAGCAAUCACUGCAAGAAGAGGUUCAAGAGCUGAAGACGGAAAAUGCUGCUUUGCGAAACGAAAAUGCUAACUUCCGAGCAUACUUCACCUCCCGGCUGCCAACGAACGAGCCCAUCAUUAACUCUUCGUCAACUAGCACUCCGCCAAUCUUCCCAAAACUGCCGUCCGAUACGAGCGGGAAGUCUUGGGAUAGAAUCGUGAUGGAUCUAAUCUGAUCCUGUUAAGGUGUACUUGACCUGUAUGCAUUUCUCA